UAAACAAUUGACACAGUCCACCUAACAAUGGUAGACAUUUUCCAGCGAAUUAUCUCCCUUCAAUGCCAACCGAUUAUCUCCCCUGCGUGAGACCGACAAUGGUAGUGGUGCCGACUGUGAUGAAUACAUCAAAAAAGAAACUUCAAUAAAAAUCUUCUUUUCACCUAACAACAGCACCAGAUAAGAAACGAAAUUGAAAAUAAAAAUCAAAGAAUAGUAUGGGAUCGACGACGGUUGGUAAAUAAAUAAAUCAGAUCAUUAAAUGAUCUUUUAACUACAAAUAAAUGAUCUGUUCUGCAUAUAAAUGGUGAUUAGCCACGUGACACAUUGCAUCAUUGUAUUGCAGAUCUUGUAUUUCUUCAACUUACUGAAUGAUAACUAUGGCAGACAUGACACCAUAGCGAUCUGAAUUUUUUUUAUAUUUAAAAAAAAAACAGCUUUAUUUAUUGUUACGCUUGAAUUAUUUAACUUUAAUCAGACAACAGCCAACAUGAAAGACCCAUAAAGACCCAUGCAAGCAUAGACUUGGGUGGUGGGUCACCAGUAGUUUAUUUAUGUUUGUGUUUUAUAUUUACAACUGAAGAUUUCGUUUGAUGGAUUCUUACCAAUUUGGUGCACCAUACUUCGGAAAAUACAAAUUUCACCUUCGUUGGAUUGUGGUGUCGAUUUGCCAAUUUAAAAGUGAUUGUUGUGUCGUUUGCUGGAUUGGAUUAUACAUCAAAUACUUCGGUGAUCUUCCAAACGUUUGAUACUGGAAUGGAAUAUCCGUUUUCUAAAUAGCGAUCCCAGAAAAAAAAUCGAUAAUUCCAUUCGAAAUAGUCAAGAAUAAAAAAAAAAAAAAAUAUUUUUAAAACAUUAUUUUAUUUUAUAAAGCAGAUUGUUCAUCUGGUUUAAUAUGUUCAAAAAAGGUAACAAUUUUUAGUUGUACUACACAGUGCAGCUGCUAAAAAUUUAAUGUUCUUGCUUUAGUUAAUUCCGAUUAAAAAAAAAAAUUCCUAACUCCGAAGAAGUGAAUAAAUGUUGAUGAUAGCUGUUUAAUAUCGAGAGUUUUUUUUAAGAAGUAUUCAUCAAGCAAUAUUACAGUGCAUUAAACAAAUUUGAAUUUAUUUAAACAAUAUUUAGGAAUAUUUGAAGCACAUUAUGCUACACGUAUAACAAGGAAUUAAUUAUUUUUUUUCCUUGAGAAAGUAUACACAAAAAUUAACCCAUCCCUGAUCAUUAACUUUCGUAUCUCAAAUAUAUUUUUUUUCAAGAAAAGCCUCCGCCCGCGCCCUCCUCCCUGUCCAUGGUGGUUACACCCCCCUUCUAGGGCGUCGAUCACACAUGCCUCCCCCCUCUCCGCCCCGCCUCCAUGCUUACAAUGAAGAAACAAAACGUCAGAACUCUAUCGCUCAUCGUCUGCACCUUCACGUACCUGCUUGUGGGCGCCGCUGUCUUUGACGCCCUGGAGAGCGAGUAUGAGGACUCCCAGCAACGGAAAUUGUUCGAUGAGGAAAAGGAUAUCAGCGACAAGUACAACAUCACCAAGGAAGAUUUGGAGCUGUUGAGGAAGAACAUCAUCAAAUCCGUGCCGUACAAGGCGGGAACCCAGUGGAAGUUUGCUGGGGCUUUCUACUUCGCUUUGACGGUGAUAACGACGAUUGGUUACGGCCACAGCACCCCCCAGACGAUAGGUGGCAAGGUGUUCUGCAUGUUCUACGCCCUGUCCGGCAUCCCCUUGUGUAUCGUCAUGUUCCAGAGCGUGGGCGAGCGCCUCAACACCUUCGUCACGUUCCUGGUCAAACACAUCCGGAAAUGUUUCCGGAUGAAGAACACCGAGGUCUCCCAGACCCAUCUCAUCUUCAUCGCCAUGAACCUCUCCACCAUCGUCCUCACGUCGGGGGCGGCCAUUUUUUCCUACUUCGAGAACUGGCCGUAUAUCGAUUCGUUCUACUACUGUUUCAUCACGCUGACCACCAUAGGUUUCGGCGAUUUCGUUGCCUUGCAGCGGGACAACAUGCUGACCAAUCAGCCGCAUUACGUGACAUUCUGUUUAAUAUUCAUCCUCUUCGGUUUGACUGUGAUUUCCGCUGCGAUGAACCUCCUCAUUCUUCGCUUUCUUACCAUGAACACCGUCGACGAAAAACGGGAAGAAAUGGAAGCCGCCGCCGCCGCCAGGGGCGCUGUCAGGUUGGACGGUGACGUCAUCACGGCCAACGGAAGUGUGGUUUCCGGCGCGCAGGAAACCCCCGAGUACAAUGACCUAAUUUCGGUGUGUUCGUGCUCGUGUUACAAUCUCCGCUCCCGGGGGAAGCCCAGGUACUCGGUGACUCGGGCACCCGGGAAGAUUUCGCACCUACUUCCAAUGCAAGCCUCUUCCACCAAGGAGGACAAUCACAGCUGCACUGAGGACAGUGCGUCGUUCAUUCAGUGGCAGAAUCUGGGAAAGAAACGGGCUUCUAUUUGAUGUCUUUUCAGCUGUUAAUAAUUUUUUUUUUGUUUUUCUAAUGUUGAUGUGUUAAGUUUGUUGAUUAAGAACUGUUGAUUUUGUUGUUUGUGUUACAACUUGAAGAAUAGAAACACUUUUUUUUACAUUUGAAAUAAAACACAACACAAUCAUGUUUAACCCUUUGCAUACUGCCAUAUUUUAUUCAGUGUAACACGUCAAGAAUGUUUUUAGCUGCUUAAAUAAAAGUCAAAACAAUCACAAAAGAACGUAGAGUAUAUAAAGAAAUGUUAUUUGAAGCUAUUGAUUAACUUAUAGUUUCCCAGCAACCUGCCUAAAUUACUACUGCCCCCCUUCCGCACCCCCAUGCGACGCCACGACUAUCAAAACAAACUAGCCUGUUGAGAGAGUGAUCUUAUUUUCUUAAACUAACCACCCACACACUUCGCCCGGUGCCAAUUAAGUUUUAAAUUAAUUAUCAACUAAAUUAAUUAAUAGGUUGGAUACUGCUUUGAAUUCCCAAAAACAGAAAUACGUUAGCCACAUAACACUAACUAGAUCUAGUUAAUACAUUAACUAGGCACCCCUAUCUAUAUAAAAAUACAUUUUUAAUGUAUAAGUUAAAUCGGGAGGAAGAGGGCAGAGACAGGUAUUUGCAACUGCAAGGUUUGACACUGGAACCUCGUCAGCCUACAAAACACACUAGCAAACUGCCCUUAUAUUUGAAGCAGUUUUUCUGUAAAGUUUCCAGCGUCAGUCUUCUUCUUCCCAAACAAGUUUGUUUAACCUAGAGCCCGCCUUCCUAAACAAACAGACCAGGAAAACUCAGAAAAAAAUUAUCUCCCUUUAACAUCACCACCUUCAACUUUUGAUAGUUGCCUCCCUUUGAUGAAAAUCUUUUUUAAAAAACUGCACCAUCAUUUAACGAAUCAAUGUUCGAACGUCACUAUCAUAAAUCUACUCUCGUUUUGAUCUCUCCCCUGUGUGGUUUGAGAGUGAUCUCCCUUAGAUAUCUCAAAAGAUUAUUUUAAAAUAUAGGCCUGUCCGGACUUAAGUGAAAGAGAAUGCGUCUUUUUAUAGGUUUAAGCGUAUAAAUAUGUUUACAUUGACUGAAUGCACUAUCACUAUAAUUAUGUUAUGUAGGGGGGAAAAAACAAGCAAAACAUUUA
Physella acuta is the source of this 3594-nucleotide messenger RNA. RefSeq names its product two pore potassium channel protein sup-9-like. Gene Ontology annotation, cellular component: plasma membrane. Gene Ontology annotation, molecular function: potassium ion leak channel activity; outward rectifier potassium channel activity. Gene Ontology annotation, biological process: stabilization of membrane potential; potassium ion transmembrane transport. The record is from RefSeq and is a predicted model, not a curated record. Lineage: Eukaryota; Metazoa; Mollusca; Gastropoda; Physidae.